This is a messenger RNA of Hyla sarda, 3095 nucleotides long. RefSeq names its product E3 ubiquitin/ISG15 ligase TRIM25-like. Gene Ontology annotation, molecular function: zinc ion binding; protein binding. The transcript has a single exon. NCBI's taxonomy places the organism in Eukaryota, Metazoa, Chordata, Amphibia, Anura, Hylidae. The record is from RefSeq and is a predicted model, not a curated record. The coding region runs from base 1229 to 2878 and encodes 549 amino acids.
GCACCUUGUUUUCUCAUAUUGUCACAUUAAAGGGGUAUUCUGACCUGAUGAAAAAAUAAAAUUAAAUAAAAAUAAUGCAGAAGCAUAUAGCAUUGCUUACCUGUCCGCCCCUGUUCUCAAACCACCAAUAAUUGAUUUGUUUUGUGGGUCUGUAAUCCUCUCCCCUACCAUGUCCUCAUACUACAUCCUGGUCGAGCAGUUGCUCAGUACUACACUCCCAGAAUACAUUACUCUUCCUCAGCUUCUCAUCACAGUACUCACCUGCCUACUUUACUCCCACAGCACUCCUGCCAGUUCCCCACCCAAAGCUGUUACAGAACAUUUCAGUACACAGGAGACUAUUACUUUGCAGUCAGUAAAUCUGCAGCACCUGUUGUAUGCUGCUCCUUGUCUGCUCCUCUCUCUGCCUGUGGCAUUGUUCUGUACAAGGCAGUAUGCUGGAAACACACCUCAUUGUUUCUAAAUGUCCCAAUAAAAGUAUAUGUUGAUAUAACAGGGAGAUGACGAUGACAUCACUCAGGGGGAGGGACUAGAACUCAGAGACAAGAUCCAGCCACGUCUCCUGAGACAGCAGAGGAUGGAUGUGUUGUCUUGGGACAGAGGGAGGAGCCAGGAGCUGCUGAUUCAAUACCACACUGACAAUGAAAGGAACAUACAACUUCCUGCCAGGAGAGAGGGAGGAGCCACAAAGCUGCUGAGACAACACCACACUGACAAUGAAAGGAACAUACCACUUCCUGUCAGGAGAGAAGCAGGAGCCACAAAGCUGCUGAGACAACACCACACUGACAGUGGGAACACUAUACAACCUCCUGUCAGGAAAGAGGGGGUAGCUGCUGAGCCAACACCAAUGAGAGGACUACACAACUUCCUGUCAGGGGGGAGUCAAGCAUAAGCACGUUGAAGCCAGAACAGACGGUAAUAACAUUAUAUUAAUAAGUUAUAUAUCUUGUGAUAGUCCAUUUAUUUAAAAAACAUUUUUCUUUAAUAAUGCACAACAUUUCUAGAAAGACCUGCACCCCCCUUUCUUCCUUGUCUGAAAGAUGGUGCGGCCCAGUGGUCAUCAUCAAAACUAAGUAAGAACGCCCCAUAAAGAGUGGCCUUAUGUCCCACAUCAAAACUAAAUAGGAAAAAAAUUAACCGUGGAACAGAAUUAACAGAAAAAAGAAAACGCUCCAGAAUGAACCCAUACACAAUAAAGCCUGGACACAAUAGAGUUAACUAGAAUAUGUCAUGCAGAGUCCAGAGAGUAACCAGACACACCCAACAACUCCUCAUUCCUAGGUUCAUACCAUUCCCUAGAACCAUGGACUCCGCAGAUCUGAAAGACGAGUUGACCUGCUCUAUCUGCCUGAACAUUUUUAGGGAUCCUGUAACCCUAAGAUGUGGACACAACUUCUGUCUGGAUUGUAUUGACCGUCUGCUGGGUGAACAGGACUCCACUGGGGUUUAUAAAUGUCCGGCCUGCAACAAAAUAUUCAGUGAGAGGCCAUCGCCACAGAGGAACGUUACCCUGAGCAGCAUAGCACAACGCUUCCUGUCUACGAAACCAGAGGAGGAGGAGGCGAUGGUGAUUCUCUGCAGUUACUGCAUUCACUCCUCAGUACCUGCUGUCAAGUCCUGCUUGCUGUGUGAAGCCUCUCUAUGUGAGGAUCACCUCAGAGUCCACAGCAAGUCCCCAGAACACGUCUUAUCUGAUCCCACCGCAGCCCCAGAGAUCACAAAAUGUUCUAUUCACAAGGAGAUCCUUAAGUAUUACUGCUCUGAGGAUGAGGAGUGCAUCUGUGUGUCUUGUUCCCUGGUUGGGAAACACAAAGGACAUUCCGUGGAUCUCCUUCCCGAUGCCGCUCAUACAAUGAAGGAACAGUUGAAUGAUAUCCAGGAGAACCUCACCAAGAUGAGAGAUGAGGCUGAGAACAAACUCCAGUUCCUACAGGACCGUAAGACGAAGCUUUCAGAGAAAGCUGCUGAGAUAAAACGGAGACAGACAGACAUUAUACGGAACAUUCGAAGUCAGCUCGACUUACUAGAAAUCCAAGUAGUGAGUGAGAUCUCCCAGCAGGAAGAAAAGGCUUCACUCUCACUGUCCGACCUAAUCCAGCAACUGGGAAAAGACAGGGAUGACCUGUCCACCAUUAUCGGGAACAUCAAGGAGAUUGAUGAUAUGACCGAUCCAUUAACCAUCUUACAAGAAGGUGCCUCCUACUUUCAGCAAGUGGACACAAACAAUGAGAAAACAGAAGAACCUAAUAUCCAGACAGUCGGGAACUUGGAUGAAGGUCUCAUCUCUGAGAUGAUCCAUACAAAAAUAUAUGAUAUAGUGAUGGGUAUAAAUGAUGACCUGCAUUGCCAUGAAGCUACAGGCUUGUCACUGGACUCUAACACAGCUUCUAAUAAUGUAUCCUUAUCGGAAGACUUUAAGUCUGCAUCUAGGACUGACGAUGGUCAAAAUGUCUACGAAAACCCAGGGAGAUUUACCACCCAUGCCCAGGUGUUAAGUACCAAGAGCUUUUCAUCAGGGCGGCACUACUGGGAGGUGGAAACCAAUCCAACAAAUUACUGGAUGAUGGGAAUGUGUUAUCCCAGUAUAGAGAGAAACGGGCCAAAGUCUUGGGUUGGAGCGAGCCAUAAGUCCUGGGGCCUACGGAGGGAAUACAAUAGAUAUUCAAUGAGCCAUGGUGGGAAAGUCAUCUCAUUGCCCACAUACAGUUCUGGUCAUAGAGUCAGAGUUUACCUGGAUUACGAGGCCGGGCGUCUGUCCUUUUAUGAGCUCUGUCACCCGUUAAAGCAUCUACACACCUUCAAAACCACGUUUACUGAGCCCCUCCACGUGGUCUUCUGUGUGUGGAACCAAUCCUGGUUAAGAUUCAGGAGCUAGAGAUCAGGUUAUCCCCCAAUUGUCUUCUCUCCAGAUACAGUAGUAACAAUUACGUUCCACGAUGCGACUGAAUAGUUAUAACACUUGACAGAGGAUGGAAACUAAACAAGCUCUGCUGGAUUAAAGGGGUACUCCGCUGCUCAGCCUUUGGAACAAACUGUUCGGAACGCUGGAGACGGCACCAUGAGCUCUUGUCAUCAUAGUCCGGCCCCCUCAU